AUGCUUUCUUUAUCACCAAGUAGAGAUGAAUACUAUAUGGUAGCAACGAGAAAUUUUUUAGCACAGAAUCGAGGUAUUCAGGAGGACCAGAUUGUUCCAGCUCGAUACCGCCAAGAAUUUCUUACUAUUGCAUGGAAACAGGUUCAGAAGGGUAAAUGCGUAAAAAAAGGACAAAUUUUAGCAGAUGGUGCUGCUACAGUUGGUGGUGAACUCACUUUGGGAAUAAAAGUGUUGGUAGCUUAUAUGCCAUGGGAAGGUUACAAUUUUGAAGAUGAUGUACUCAUUAGUGAGCGUCUGGUCUAUGAAGAUAUUUAUACUUCUUUACACAUACGAAAAUAUGAAAUUCAGACUCAUGUGACAAGCCAUGGUCCUGAAAGAAUCACUUAUAAAAUUCCACAUCUAGAAGCGCAUUUACUACGAAAUUUAGACAAAAAUGGAAUUGUAAUUCUGGUUUCUUGGGUAGAAACAGGAUAUGGUCCCGUUGAUGUGGUCUUCAAUCCAUUAGGGAUCCCUUCUCGAAUGAAUGUAGGAAGGAUAUUAGAAUGUUCUCUCGGAUUAGCUGGGAGUAUGCUAAAUAGACAUUAUCGAGUAGCACCUUUUGAUGGGAGAUAUGAACAAGAGGCUUCCAGAAAACUUGUGUUUUCUGAAUUAUAUGAGGCCAGUAAAGAAACAUCGAAUCCAUGGAUAUUUGAAUUCGAGUAUCCGGGAAAGAGCAGAAUAUUUGAUGGAAGAACGGGGGAUCCUUUUGAACAGCCUGUUAUAAUAGGAAAGCCUUAUAUCUUGAAAUUAACUCAUCAAGUUGAUGAUAAAAUACAUGGAUGUUCCAGUGGACCUUAUGCACUUGUUACACAACAACCCCUUAAAGGAAGGGCCAAACAAGGAGGACAACGGGUAAGCGAAAUGGAAGUUUGGGCCCUCGAGGGAUUCGGUGUUGCUAAUAUUUUACAAGAGAUGCUUACUUAUAAAUCUGAUCAUAUUAAAGCUCGUCAAGAAGAAGUUUAA
Molecule: messenger RNA, 1002 nt
Organism: Vicia faba (fava bean)
Lineage: Eukaryota; Viridiplantae; Streptophyta; Magnoliopsida; Fabales; Fabaceae
Source: the annotation of a GenBank genome assembly